Messenger RNA from Phlebotomus papatasi, 2797 nucleotides. Its product is annotated as chromatin-remodeling complex ATPase chain Iswi-like. The transcript is spliced from 4 exons. Gene Ontology annotation, molecular function: nucleosome binding; ATP-dependent chromatin remodeler activity; DNA binding. Gene Ontology annotation, biological process: nucleosome organization; regulation of transcription by RNA polymerase II. Lineage: Eukaryota; Metazoa; Arthropoda; Insecta; Diptera; Psychodidae. The coding region runs from base 95 to 2662 and encodes 855 amino acids. The record is from RefSeq and is a predicted model, not a curated record. Gene Ontology annotation, cellular component: chromatin; nucleus.
CCCGUUUUUUCUGAACAAAGCCCUUUGGAAAAUUUUGUUGAGUACCUGUGGAUAUGUUUUCUCUGUGAUUUUUCCAGUGAUUUUGUUUGUGAAAAUGGCAGAGGGCGGGUUUGAGAUCAUACCGGAUCCAGAGAAUAAAGAAAAUGAAGUGCCAAUUGAGAUGGGGCCCAGUGAAAAAGAGCUGAAAAGACUGGAAAAAGCCCAGACUACGGCUCUGUUCAAUGAAAAUGCCACCCGGAACAUGGAGAGGCGCUUGGAGUACCUCAUCAAAGAGUCUCAGCUGUAUGAUCAUUUCAUCACAAACAGCAAGAGACGCGAAGGAAGAAGCCCAGACAAAAAUAUGGAUCUUCCCAAACGGAAGGCCAGGGAAACCAAUGAGUCUAAAGAUGUUUUCAAAUUCCAUUCCACUCCGGACUUCAUCCAGAAUGGAGUAAUGAGGGAUUAUCAGAUAGAGGGACUCAAUUGGAUGAUAUCUCUUUAUGAGAAUGGAAUCAGUGGGAUUCUUGCCGAUGAGAUGGGGCUGGGAAAAACCCUGCAGACAAUUUCAUUCCUGGGCUACCUUAAGCAUACCAAGGAGCUGUCCUCGAAACUGAAGUAUCUUGUAGUUGUCCCCAAGUCGACCAUGCAGAACUGGCUGAAUGAGUUUAAACGCUGGUGCCCGACUAUUAAAGUCUUGGCUCUUCAGGGGGAGAAAUAUGCCCGAAAGAGGCUGAUCAAGACGGUCCUCAAGAGAAAGCAGUGGGAUGUCCUUUUGACAUCUUAUCAGAUGGUUUUCAUAGAGUUCAAUGCCUUACUGAAAACCAAGUAUCACACAGUUAUCCUGGAUGAGGGCCAUUCGAUUAAAAAUGAGGAAAGUCUGACAGCCCGGCAGAUCAGGAAGGUCAAAACGAAUCAUAAGAUGAUCCUCACAGGAACUCCCAUUCACAACAAAAUCCACGAAUUUUGGGCCUUGAUGAACUUCCUCAUGCCGGAUAUCUUCAACAGUGGAGAGGACUUUGACAGAUGGUUCGAAGACAUGGAAGUUCUCAACAAUGCCGAACUGACGGACCGUCUGAAGGCAAUAAUAAAGCCCUUCCUCCUGCGCAGAAUUAAGUCGGAUGUGGAAAAGGGACUGAAACCCAAACAAGAACUUAAAAUUUACGUAGGAAUGACGGAUAUGCAGGAGGAGUGGUACAGAAAGGUCCUCCUAAAGGAUGUCGAAUUAAUAAAUGAACAAGGCUACAAAUACAAGAUGAAAAUCGAUUACCUUAUCAUGCAUCUCCGGAAAGUCACAAAUCAUCCCUAUCUCUUCGAAGGAGCCGAAGAAGGGCCACCAUUCAUCGAGGGGGAUCACGUGAUCGAGAAUAGCGCGAAAAUGGUUGUCCUGGACAAACUUCUGUCUAAAUUUAAGGCUGAAGGAUCCAGAGUUCUGAUCUUCAGUCAAAUGACUCGAAUGCUAGACAUUAUCGAGGAUUACUGUCAAUACCGGAAAUAUUCCUAUUCCCGCCUGGAUGGUUCUUUGUUGGGGGAUGAUCGAACGAAGCAAAUUGAUGAUUUCUCGAAGAGUGGCAGCGAUAAAUUUAUCUUCCUCCUGUCCACUAGAGCUGGAGGCCUGGGAAUCAAUCUGGCGUCAGCAGACAUUGUCAUCCUCUACGACAGCGACUGGAAUCCUCAGAUGGAUCUCCAAGCGAUGGACAGAGCUCACAGGAUUGGCCAGACCAAGCAGGUAAAAGUGUUCCGGCUGAUAGUGGAAAAGUCCGUGGAUGAGAGAAUUGUGGAGUGUGCCGAGAUGAAAUUUGCCCUGGACCAGAAAUUGAUCAAAGGUAAUCAUGGUGCAAGGUCAAAUAUGCUAAAAAGAAUCGUCACCAUGGAUAUGGAACAACACAUUCAAGGGAAGGCUGUGAAACUGGUGGAUGAGGAUCUGGACACUCUGCUGACGCGCUGUCAAGAAAGGCAGAAGAAGGAGGAUGCAGAAAAAGCUGAUGUGAUGGUUCUAAAGCACAAAUAUGAAAGUCUCUACAAAUUCAACGGGGAGGAUUACAAGGAGAAGAAGAAAAUUCACCAAGCAACGAAAAUUGUAGAAGAUAUUCCUCGCUGGACCAGACGUGCUCGAUCUCUAACUAUUGGUCCUUCUCUGAAUGCUAAUAUUCCUCAACUUCCUUUUUAUGUUCAAACGUAUUACGCCUUCUGGUUCUUUCCCAAACCUCUCCAAGAUUACAUUCAGAGAGAAAAGUACUUUUACAUGAAGGCGAAGGGCAUUCAGUCAUUCGACUUGAAGGAGAAAGAAGCAAUAGAUUCGGCAACGCCUUUGACGGAUCAAGAACGUGUAGAGUACGAGGAACUCCUGAAGAAUUCCUUCAAAGAUUGGACUGUAAAUCACUUUGAAGAAUUCAUAAGAGCUUCAGCUAAAUUUGGGAGGGACAAUAUUGAAAAGAUCCGUGAUUAUAUGAGAUUACAAGUCCUCAACAAUCAAUUGGAGGAUUAUUGCAAGGUAUUCUGGGAGAGAUACAGGGAGAUACCGAAUUAUCAGAAAUACAUUCAGAUCAUUGAAGAUGGUGAGUCUCGGCUCAAUAAGGAGUCUCCACCGAUGAAGAGGACGUUCAAGGGCAUUUCUGUUGGGGAUGAAGAUGCAGAUGAGAUGCUGGUGGAUUCUCCUUCUACAAAAUAUUUCAAAAAUUCCUGAUGCGAUUUAAUCUUCUCCAUCUUUGUUUUUUUCUAAUUUUUUCUAAUUGUUUUGUUACCAUUAAUUUGAUAUUUUCUUUAAGGCAACAUCUCUGUGUGAUCUAAUUUAUAAAAUAAAAAAAUUAAAAAAAGGCAA